AACGUGGAUGUAAACGACGAAGCAGGCCAUGGACAGACGCUCCUACACACGUUCGCCCAACCUGGGAACACCUCCAUGGUUGCGGCGCUACUCGCUGCGGGAAGCGUGGAUCAAGCAGAAGACAGAGACGGUGACUUCGCUCUCCACUGUGCGGCUGAAGGGGGGCACGUCGAGGUCGCGCGCCUAUUGGUCAACGCGGGCGGAGAUUUAAACGUUUGUAACGGGCACGACAGCACGCCGCUCCACCGCGCGGCUUAUGAAGGGCACGUGGAAGUGGCGCGUUUACUCAUAUCUGCUGGCGCAAAUACCAGUAGCCAGGAUGAUUAUGGUGAUACGCCCCUCCAUGAUGCGGCUCGCCAUAAGCACGGGGCGGGAAUUGCACGUCUUUUGCUCGAUGCAGGCUGCCAGGUCGACGUGGAAAGCGGAGACGAAGAGCAGCCGCUGCAUAUCGCAGCGCGGGUGAAUGCCGAUGAAACGAUCAGAUGCCUCCUUGCCUUUGGCGCCGACGCGAAUGCCGCCAGUGGCUCUUACGGGACGCCGCUCCGCUUGGCUUUGGAGUACCAUGGCGAACGUCGCACCGUUGCGGUGCUGCUCGAA
Aureococcus anophagefferens is the source of this 597-nucleotide messenger RNA. RefSeq lists its product as hypothetical. The annotation marks the transcript as partial. Lineage: Eukaryota; Pelagophyceae; Pelagomonadales; Pelagomonadaceae. The record is from RefSeq and is a predicted model, not a curated record. The transcript has a single exon. Gene Ontology annotation, molecular function: protein binding.